Molecule: messenger RNA, 735 nt
Organism: Lachnellula hyalina
Lineage: Eukaryota; Fungi; Ascomycota; Leotiomycetes; Helotiales; Lachnaceae
Gene: DSP1
Product: Tyrosine-protein phosphatase
Exons: 4
Coding region: 1-735 (244 amino acids)
Biological process (GO): protein dephosphorylation
Cellular component (GO): cytoplasm
Molecular function (GO): inositol diphosphate tetrakisphosphate diphosphatase activity; phosphatase activity
Source: RefSeq, a predicted model, not a curated record
AUGGAGACUCCGGUGGAUAUUGGAGCCGAGUUUGCUACCAAUGGGAUGGUUCCUUGCACGGUUGUAGAUAUUGGGAAAGAAGUUUCCAAAAAGCCCCAGGCAUUGAAAGCCGAGGACGAAGACCAAAAUGACGAUGAGAAAAAUCAUUUCAAAUUUGGAGAAGUAAUGCCCGGCUGUAUAUACCGGAGCAGUUUCCCACAUACUGAAGACUAUCAAUUCCUCCAAACUCUCGGCCUGAAGACUAUUGUAACCCUCGUUAAUAAAGACACUCCUGAGUUUAAAGACUUCAUGAAAGCAAACGAUAUCUGCCAUAAGGUCAUUGAGCUGCCUGGAACGAAGAAAGUUGCCAUUUCUGAGGCCAUCAUGCAUUCAAUCAUGGAUGUCGCUCUCGACAAGCAAAAUUACCCCCUCCUUAUUCAUUGCAAUCACGGCAAGCAUCGCACUGGUUGCGCGGUUGCUGUCAUCCGGCAUGCCCAUGGUGUUGCAGUCACUGAGAUUGAGAAAGAGUACCGGAAGUUCGCUGGCGACAAAUCCAGGGAAUGUGAUAUCAAUUACAUCAACGAGUAUCAAGUCUCAAGCUUGCACCAAUUCUGCGUCGCUAAAGAAGAGCGGAUUCAGCAACAUCGCCGCCGCCGCAGAAGCUCCAAGAUGGCUCGAUAUAUUGUUAUUUCCGGUAUCUCGGUAUCCAUUUGGUUAACUAGCCUCUACCUAUUCCCUGCAUACAAAUCGUUGUAG